Notolabrus celidotus (New Zealand spotty) is the source of this 1614-nucleotide messenger RNA. It is a transcript of the gene mospd1, whose product is annotated as motile sperm domain containing 1. The transcript is spliced from 6 exons. The record is from RefSeq and is a predicted model, not a curated record. Lineage: Eukaryota; Metazoa; Chordata; Actinopteri; Labriformes; Labridae. Bases 278 to 934 code for a protein of 218 amino acids. Gene Ontology annotation, cellular component: cytoplasm.
UGCGUGGUCUGCAGUAUAUUGUUGACAAAGAAGAGGACCGGAGAGAAACAACAACAGGGUGGGAACUGAAGCUCGGUCCCUGCUGUUAAUAACACUGACGCUGCUCGAACCCUUGCGCUGUUAACAAGCUCCUUGUCAUUGCCCUGAGGCGAUGAUUGAGGAUAGGUUCCAAUUCUACCCAAAGGCUGUUCACACAGCUUGAUCAUUUGUGGAGAGAGAGGGUUGGGGGGCCCAGGCAGACUGUGGACGGGGACGGGGAGGAGCUCAGCUGGAGCCAAUGCAGCAGCAGCAUCGACAGCCUGAGCUGGUGGAAGGAAGCCUUCCCGUGUUUGUGUUCCCCACUGAGCUCGUCUUCUAUGCAGAUGAGCAGACGUCUCACAAGCAGGUGCUCACCCUCUACAAUCCAUAUGAGUUCGCCCUCAAGUUUAAAGUGCUGUGCACAGCCCCAAACAAGUACACAGUGGUUGAUUCCACUGGAGCUGUUAAGCCACAGUGUUGUGUUGACAUAGUAAUCAGACACAGAGAUGUGCGGGCAUGUCAUUAUGGCGUGUACGACAAGUUCCGACUACAGGUGUCAGAGCAGAGUCAACGGAAAGCUCUGGGUCGCAAAGAGGUGACGGCCACCCUCCGUCCCUCAGCCUCACAGGAGCCGCCCAGCCCUCGACCCCAAGAUGAGGAACGUAGAAUCAAAGAGCAGUUUGCUGAAAGCGAGUUUUUUGAACAGACUGCAUUUCAGACAGAAAGCCGUCCUGUUGCUGGAGGCCCCAGUCUGCUGACAGUGCUGCUUGGCCUGGUGUGUAUGGCCGCCCUGAUGCUCCCCACCUUAGGAGAGCAAGAAUCUACUGUGCCUGUCUACCUCCACUUAAGUGUUAACAAGAAACUCGUAGCUGCUUAUGUUCUUGGUCUUCUUACAAUGGUCAUCUUGCGCACAUGAUGUGCUGUGUGCUAAAAGACGGAUGGAAAAUGGUUGAACGAGGAAGAGAACAUUCUCACACCAGAGGCUCCACUCUUUAAUGCCUACAGCUGACAGUAGUGGGAUUGGGUCCUUAUUCAACUCUCACCUUCUCUUGAAAACUACAUUUUAGUAUAUUUAAUUUCAAAUCCACGUAUUUGAGUUUAUCCAUAGUCACUACUGUCCUAUUGCAAACAGCAAAGACCUCUGGUGAAGGUCAAAGAAUGGUAGUGUGAGAGGAGCGGUCCCUGAGCAGGGCCUGUGAAGAAACAUGAGGCCACUUUAAGUGCAUUUUGGCCUUGUAUUCCCUGUGUCAGUAUUUUUGUUGCCAUUAUGUAACACCAUAUGGUUAACCUGAGUGUGAAGGAGUCAUGCAAACAUGCAACAUGUAUAUAAAGCCAUUAAACUUUUGUUAUGGUAUUUACCUGUAACCAUCAUUAUAGUGAUGUUUUAAAGCAUUUAGUGUAGACUUUCAGGACUAAAUGCAGUUAUUUGCAUGUUUUGAGACCUUAUUUGAAUACAUUUUUAUUUUUCCAGGAAUAAGAUCAUUUGACAUGUCACCAAAGGUUCAUUUUUUGAAGACGAUGCUUUGUUUGCCGUAUUAUGUCGAUGCUCCAACAAACAUUUAAUAAAGUCUCUGUUCAGCGGUCUCUUAAUGUUCA